Antrostomus carolinensis (chuck-will's-widow) is the source of this 423-nucleotide messenger RNA. Its product is annotated as cerebral cavernous malformations 2 protein-like. The record is from RefSeq and is a predicted model, not a curated record. Lineage: Eukaryota; Metazoa; Chordata; Aves; Caprimulgiformes; Caprimulgidae. The annotation marks the transcript as partial. Gene Ontology annotation, biological process: heart development; vasculogenesis. The transcript is spliced from 2 exons.
CUCCGAACGAAGCUCUCCUCCCAGGAGAUCCAGCAGUUCGCCAUGCUCCUGCACGAGUAUCGCAACGGGGCGUCCAUCCACGAGUUCUGCAUCAACCUGAAGCAGCUCUAUGGGGACAGCAGAAAGUUCCUGCUCUUAGGUCUUCGUCCCUUCAUCCCUGAGAAGGACAGCCAACACUUUGAGAACUUCCUGGAGACCAUUGGGGUGAAAGAUGGUCGGGGCAUCAUCACAGACAGUUUUGGGAGGUACAGGAGGACGCUCAGCACCACUUCCAACUCCACCACCAAUGGCAACGGCGCCGCCGACGGCAGCUCGGAUGAUCAGUCCGUCCCCUCAGAAGAGGACGAGUGGGAUCGAAUGAUCUCACACAUCAGCAACGACAUCGAAGCCCUGGGCUGCAGCAUGGACCGGGAUUCCUCCUGA